AAAAAAAAAAAAAAAAAAAAAACUGGCUUUUACCAAGUCUUCUAAACAUUCAAGUACAAGCAACUGUUCAGAAAAAAGAUGUAAAAAAAGCCUCCAGUCAACUAUUUUAAGAUGCUAGAGGAAAACUCUGCCCAAGGAAUCCUAUAUUUCUCGGAACCUAAGGCUUGUCAUAAGAGGGGACAAAGAAGCAAGCUCAAAGUGAAGAAACUAACCAACACAAAACCCAAAAAGUUUCCUAGGAACCCAAUACCAACUUUAUUUAUACCAGCUUUCUCAUCAGAUAUUGAGCAUCACCAUCCAAAGAUAAUCCAGCCAAACAUCACCCUUUUCAAGCUUACCAUCCAUGGCAGAUCAAAGGCAGCCGUUCCGCUUUCGUCUCCCUUGGUUAUCAGCAGCAACUACUCCACGUCCUGCUGCUGGACCCCAGCCCCCUCGUCCUACAGUUCAACCCCAAAUCCCUUCUCAGCCAGCCACCAUUCCUCAGCGCCCACCAUUUCGACCACCCGGAAUAGCCCCAGCACAGCCCCCGCCUUCACAGUUCCAGGCACCGCCAAGGCCUGAACCUCAGACUGCACUGCCACGUCCUGCAGCCAUUGAAUCCCAAACCACAUCACUGCCAGUAUCACCUUCUCGAGCAACAACUCAAACCAGAACUGCCUCUGUCCCAGCAUCACCAACUCGUGCAACCAAUGAGUCUCGAGUCACUUCUCAACCACCAUCACCUGCUCGGGCAACAACUCAGACCCAGCCUCCCUCUCAAACCCAAUCGCCAUCACGUUCAACCCAACAAUCAAAGGUGGCAUCCACAACCCCUUCUCCAUCUCACAUGGCUUCCCAGCCCUCGCCGCCUAAGUUUCCAUCAAGCCUGCAGCUUCAGCGUGUUGACCGAGCAUUCUCACAACCCAUUUCUCCAUCUCGCACAACAACUCCAGGGGGACCAACACGAGCUGUUCCCCAACAACUCUCUCCAUCAAAGAAAUUAGAAUCCACAACACAAGAUAUCCCUCAGCCCCAACCCAUUUCCACUGAGCUGCCACCAUCUGCAUCUAAAGAGGAACCAAAGCCAAAAGAUCCUGAACCAAAAACCCCACCUGCAUCUGAACCUCCCUCAAAACACCAAAUCGACAGCCCAGUUGAAACCAUCUCACAACAAGGUGUCAAGGCAGCGCAGGCAACACAAGCACCAAGCCCGGGGUCAUUAAUUGCGCCAAAUUCUGGAGCAGCUCCACAACAGCAAGCAAUAGCCCCAACAAAAGCAGAGGAAAAGUUGAAAGACACUGAUGAGAGGAAAAAAGCUAGAGAAGAAAGCCAUGAGAAAAAGAAGACAAUAACAACCUCCCCCUUGGAUGGAAAAGUCAUCAAAACUGUUGAUACAACACAACCAAAGGACAAAAGUGCAUAUAGUAAAUCCCUUCAAAAGAAUAGUUUAUCCAAUGGGGAACAAGCUCCUCUGCAGAAGGAGAUCAAGGAAGACAUUUCUAAGUUCGUUCAAAAACUGACCACAGAGCAGUCAAAGCAGCCAAUGGAUGAAAAACCAAUUAGUGUCAUGACCCUUGCCGGUGAAAACAAAGGAGCAUCCAUGCAUUUAGGCUCACAGGCAAAAAAAAGGGGUGGUUCACUCCACAUUCACCGGGGUUAUAAAACCAACCCAGAAGAUAGCCCUGAUGCUACCACCGAUGGGGAAGGAAGAGGAAGAUCCAAGGGGAAGCAUAAAGAUCCAAAGACAAAAGAAGAGAUGGCAACAAAGGCGUAUGUAAACAGCAAUACACAGGGCGUCAAUAACUCAAUUAUGUUUGGCAGUAGUGUCAAUGAAAGAAAUCCUGGUGUGCAGCUGGCUUUCUCUCAUAACUUUGCAGAACCCUCCAGGUACAGUAGCAAACCAGAGCCUCUUGAGACAAGCAAGGCUGAAUUUAACAUCACCCCAGCAGAGAAACUUACUUAUGCUCCCACAGUAAGGAGACGAUGCCUCAGGGGUCUUUUCAUGGAAUCAAGUGACUCAGAACCAGAUAACCCGGACAAGCCUAGACGCCAUGGUUGCCGAUAUAACUGCAGUGCAAAGAAAAAGGAUGAAGAGAUUGCAAUCCUCUGAGUAUGAGGAUCACAAGAAGGAUGCCAUUUCAUCCAAAACACAUGUUCGAUUGCAUAUGGCUUUUGCAUCAUGUUACAUAAGCUGUUCUCAAGCAGUGUAAUCUUGAAUUAUAUAUCAAGAUUCAGUUCAUAAGAUUUAUAAUAUACAACUACAAGCAUCUUUGAUUAA
Tripterygium wilfordii is the source of this 2257-nucleotide messenger RNA. Its product is annotated as proteoglycan 4. Lineage: Eukaryota; Viridiplantae; Streptophyta; Magnoliopsida; Celastrales; Celastraceae. The coding region runs from base 344 to 2089 and encodes 581 amino acids. The transcript has a single exon. The record is from RefSeq and is a predicted model, not a curated record.